Messenger RNA from Erinaceus europaeus (western European hedgehog), 748 nucleotides. RefSeq names its product ubiquinol-cytochrome-c reductase complex assembly factor 4. The transcript is spliced from 2 exons. Bases 123 to 455 code for a protein of 110 amino acids. The record is from RefSeq and is a predicted model, not a curated record. Lineage: Eukaryota; Metazoa; Chordata; Mammalia; Eulipotyphla; Erinaceidae.
UUUCCGAAGCGCCCAAUUGGGGUGCGUUCUGCGGUCGUGAGCGGAGGCUCGGAGGGGCGUCUCGGCUUCCGGUUCGCGCGGCGGAAGUGACGCGGCCUAGCGCUUCGCGGAGCCGGUUCAGCAUGAGCUGGGCGCUUCGGCCGCCGACGGCGGGGGCCGUCUGGGCGCUGAGGCUGGCGCGCCCGCAUUCGCGGAGCCUGCACCGGACCGAGGACGACUCCGGCCGCCCCUUCAAGUUCUCCUCCAGCGGAGCACGCCCGGAGCGCUGGACAGUUGGACAGUCCCUGGGCAGCGAGCAGCAGCGGUCGUGGUGGCGGGUGCUGCCCUUUAGCCUGCCCCUCAUUCUGCUGGUGGCCUGGUGCUUCCUGCGCCAGGAGACGAGCUCCGAUCACUGGCUGAGUCGGGUGCUGGACGGGGAGGCGCCGGAGCCGGCCGGCCGCGGGCCCGGGUCGUAGCGGUCCCUCCGGGAAGGGGCGAAGGCCAUCGCGGCCCGCUCCUCCCGCCCUCCAGGACCCAGGGGCGGCCUGAGCCGCGCCCCGAACCAGCAGAUCGGCACCAGCGCCUCGACCCAGGCGGCACCUGCUGCCCUUCGAGCCCGUCCCGGGAACUCUCCGUAGAGGAGGUCGAGGUCACAGCGGUGCUGCUGGGUGUGCGGUUCCUGCUUUCAAAGCAAUUCUGGCGACUCUAGUGGCCCAGUGUCAUCCAAUAUCGGGCUUUUCUGGGACUGAAUAACUGACCGAAAACUUAA